Messenger RNA from Sycon ciliatum, 2214 nucleotides. RefSeq names its product protein polyglycylase TTLL10-like. Bases 314 to 1888 code for a protein of 524 amino acids. Gene Ontology annotation, biological process: microtubule cytoskeleton organization; protein polyglutamylation. The transcript has 3 exons. The record is from RefSeq and is a predicted model, not a curated record. Gene Ontology annotation, molecular function: tubulin-glutamic acid ligase activity; tubulin binding. Gene Ontology annotation, cellular component: cilium. Lineage: Eukaryota; Metazoa; Porifera; Calcarea; Leucosolenida; Sycettidae.
UCUACUCACUCAACUAACUCUUUCAUUUUCAGUCAAGUAACAGCUAUGGAGAAUCUCUGCGGCUGUGCUUCGUGGCAGGUCAUUUUAGCUACAUUCACACUCGAGUCGAGGCUAUUUUCUUAUUGGCUACGGCCAUCGUUACGUGAGAAUAAAGAAUUGUCUAUUGCUGCAACCUUUGCAUGCAUUGCCUGAGUAUUCCGAUACUUGCGUGGUACCAAACCCUGUCCGCAAAGCUGCGCUGACCUCCGAGGUCUGUACAGGGCAGGAGUUGUACUUUCAGUGACGGAGAAAGUCUGCGAGUAGUAAGUUGACCAUGCCUUUCAACUCAGUGACCUCGUUCUCCCGAUCGCCUAUUCGCUACGCUGCGGUGGUGGUCACCACGCUGGCAGUUGGCCUAGCGCUGGCAUUAGUUCAUAGGGCUGGUGAUAGCGACGGUAGGGAGCGGUGGUUGUGGAUGGUAGCGGAUGAAGGCGCUCUAGCUGGCCUAGAAGCAGAAACUCUGGGGAUAGCAACCAAUAAGUUUUCAACGAAAGUGACCUCACCAGUCACGGGGAAGUCAACUGCUGAGGCCGGAAUCAAUGACCUGUUGCCAGGCAGAAGUACUACUAGUCACACUGCAACUCGACAGUGUACCAAGCAAUGGGAGAAGCAGUUUGUGAUGCCGCCUGCGGGCACGGCGGUGUCGUUCGGCUUCUUCAACCGGCCUGGGUUCACAGCGCUGUUUAAGGAGGCGGAGCGCCGUAAGUGGACCAUACAGCACAGCAUUAAGGCCAGCUUGCCGUCGCUGGAAAGCGUCAGCUUCAUCUUCACCCACCCGUCCGCCUACCUGCGCUACCCGAGCCUGCGUGAGCUCAAGGCGCCGCACCAUCUCAUCUCAGCCGUCCAGGGCAUGCAGGCUGCGUGCGGCUCAAAGACAACCCAGGUGCGCGCGUUCCGGGAGCACGCCGACAAAAUCAAAUGCAAUUACAGUCGUGUGAGAUUCCUACCGACGUCGUUCAUCUUGUCGGAGCCCAGUCACUGUAAGGAGUUCUUCAGACUCGAUGCGCUGUAUGAGCCACGGUGGAUUCUAAAGCCGUCCAAUAGCUAUGGUGGAGCGGGCAUAGAGGUACUACAUGGUCGCAGCGGCAUAGAGAAAAUGAAGGAACGUUUCACGCCCUGCCAACGCUGGCACUCUGGUCUGAAACCGGACAACCGUUACAUCGUACAGCAGUACCUGGAGCGACCUCUUCUGCUGCACGGCAAGAAGUUUGACAUCCGCAUGUACAUGCUGCUGGCCAGCACCCAACCGUCACUGGUGUUCUACCGGCAGGGCUACGUCCGGGCAUCAUUGAACCCGUACAACCUGAACAACACCAGAGAUAUGUCCUCGCACCUCACCAACACACAUGUCCAGGAAGCGAGCCGGGCAAACUUCACCGACCAGCUGCACAGCCACUUCUGGUCGCUGCUGGAGUUUCAGGAGUACCUCGACAAGCAUCUGGCUGGCGACAAGGGCAAAGGGUUUGUCAAGCAGCACCUUGAGCCGUUUGUGAAGAAUGCCAGUCUCUAUGUAUUUCAUGCAGGUCGCGACAAAAUCAUUCGAUCGCCGGGGACCUUUCAACUUGUCGGUUUGGAUAUUAUGGUUGACGAGAACUUGGACUGCUGGUUUAUAGAAGCAAACAACUACCCACUGUGGCCAUAUCAGGGGCGAUUCUCCAGUCACCUGUCUCUCAGAAUGGCGGAGGAUCUGUUUGAUCUUGUGCUGUCACUGCACACAGAUGAUGCAGUGUUCCUCAAGGCAAAGUCAGGUGACAUGAUCUCGUCAUUCGAACUGCUAUACAAUGAAAUAGAAGACUGUUCCCGCAAGGAGGCGAUCCUAUUUGAUCCUUGUGAUGUGUUUCCCCCGUAGGCCAGAAACUAUUCAACUCAUCAUACAGGCAGAUCAGAGAGAGAGAGAGAGAGAGAGAGAGAGAGAGAGAGAGAGAGAGAGAGAGAGAGAGGAGAGGAGAGGAGAGGAGAGGAGAGUAUGAUGAAACGGGGACCCGUGUACAGUGACGAGCCAUUCGUGUAACUUGCUGCCGCUGAACUGUUCGCCAGUCAGCCAUGAUUAUUAGUUAUUACCAAUUCAAAGUACAGCCAUUGAAGAGACGUGACUACAGUCCGUCUACAGUCCGUAAUAUUCAACCACCCACAAUCCUGCUAUAUUUCAUCAGUCUGAAGAGCCAUAUAUUUAAC